AGUCAUUUGCAUGCAUGAAGCCUAAUAUCGGCAGUUCUUUCGGCUGCAGGAUAAAGUCGGUUUGAAAAUAUAGUGAAAUGAUGCAAUUCAUGUUAUUGUUCAGCAGGCAGGGAAAACUACGAUUACAGAAAUGGUAUGUGGCAUAUCAGGAUAAGGUGAAAAAGAAAAUUACUCGAGAAUUGGUUACGACAAUUUUGGCUCGGAAACCGAAAAUGUGUGCCUUUCUAGAAUACAAGGACCUUAAAAUUGUUUACAAAAGGUAUGCAUCACUGUAUUUUUGUUGUGCAAUUGAGCAAACAGACAACGAAUUGUUAUGUCUAGAAAUUAUCCACCGAUUUGUUGAACUGCUGGAUAAGUAUUUUGGCAGUGUUUGCGAAUUAGAUAUUAUUUUCAAUUUUGAAAAGGCAUAUUUUAUAUUGGAUGAAUUCUUGUUAGCGGGCGAAAUACAGGAAACAAGUAAAAAGCAGGUUCUGAAGGCAAUUGCUGCUCAAGAUCUCAUUCAGGAGGAAGAAACACCGCAAGGAUUUUUUGAGGACCACGGCCUUGGUUAAGAGAGGAAAUGUCACCUGUGUCAUGUUUCCUUCCAAUGAACUGAUAAUAUACGUGUUUCUUGCAGUCUAUCCUUGGGAAAAUCUAUGCUGAGUGAUUUUUUCAUGUCAUUUGUUCGAGAUCUUUGUAAUCACUGUGAUAUUUUUAUCAUAAAAGGGCCGAAUGUUACCUUAUAUUUUGAUUGUUAUGAUUUUUCAUUCAGCAGAGUAGUAGGAACAAGAGUAUAGCCGUAGA
Molecule: messenger RNA, 783 nt
Organism: Loa loa (African eye worm)
Lineage: Eukaryota; Metazoa; Nematoda; Chromadorea; Rhabditida; Onchocercidae
Product: AP-1 complex subunit sigma-2
Exons: 6
Coding region: 78-551 (157 amino acids)
Biological process (GO): vesicle-mediated transport; intracellular protein transport
Cellular component (GO): AP-1 adaptor complex; intracellular membrane-bounded organelle; membrane coat
Molecular function (GO): clathrin-cargo adaptor activity
Source: RefSeq, a predicted model, not a curated record